This is a messenger RNA of Pseudomyrmex gracilis, 1822 nucleotides long. RefSeq lists its product as uncharacterized. The record is from RefSeq and is a predicted model, not a curated record. The coding region runs from base 408 to 1709 and encodes 433 amino acids. NCBI's taxonomy places the organism in Eukaryota, Metazoa, Arthropoda, Insecta, Hymenoptera, Formicidae. The transcript has 7 exons.
CGGUCAGUCGCGGCCAAGCCGCGCCGCACGAGGAGUAUCGAGUUGACGUUUCCUUUCAUCGACACAUCGUUUGUAAACGUUUGUCGUUCACGACGUCGCAUAAUUGUCGCUUUUUUUCUCCCUUUAUCGAGAUGGGACUUUCAUCUACAAAAUGGGAACGUCAUGAAAUCUUCUCAUCAGCGUCCGCUGUCUGUCAUCGCUGAAGCGGUUCUCCAAAGAGAAUGAUCGCCGGUCCCGCGACAGUUCGUCGCUUCUGAUUUAUCGGAGACGCCAAGGACGCACUCGGUAAACACGCGGAAAGACAAUCGUCUUUCCACCUUAGCAGGUGGAAGACGCGAAAGAAACGGAACGAAUCGGGAGGAAAGUUAACCAUUGAGGCUGCGUCAGGCGACAGGUUUGUUGAAAUCAUGGCGAGCCUGGCAAGCAGCUCUUCAUCGGGCCUCACCAGAGCCCCGACGAUGUUGGAGCAAUUACUCGAAGAGAUCAAUUUCCAGAGAACGAAGGAGCUCCGGCAGAUGCUUAAAGAUGAUUCCGGAUUUGUCGUGCUGCAAGGCACAACAUACUGGACAGACUUGUUCGUGCGACACUUCCUCUUUCAAGCGGAGCACACUAUCGACGGUGACGAUCUGCUCUUCUUUGUUCGCAAGAAACACGUAAAGACUUCGUCGAGGUACCUGCCCAAGUUCGAGACCGAGGUCGACGUGUUCCGCAAAGACAGCAAGAAACUGCCAAUCGGUGAUCCUGAUAUCGAUUGGGAGGAAACCGUGUACCUGAACCUCGUCGUGCACCAAUUUGACUAUACACUCACCUUAGCAAUUUGCACAAGAACGAGUCCCAAGGAAUUGCAAGUACUGCGGAGACAUUCUCAAAAGGUAUACGCAAGUCCGAGUCGACGACGAAUGGACGCAAAGGGAGACCUCGAGGAAAUGACGUAUCCGCACAUAUGCUUCAUGGUGGACAAUUUCGACGAAGUUUUCUGUGAUAUUUUAGUGAGAGACGGAGAAAUGGUGUGCGUGGAGCUGGUUGCAUCCGAUCGAGAGGGCGCAAUUCAAGGCGUCAUUUUUCUCGGCUCGAUCAGAUAUGACGCUUUAAAAAAAGUUUACGAUGCGAGAUCGAGUCUGAGUACCAAAAUGGCGCAACGGAUGACGUUCGGCCUCUUUUCCGGCGCAGCUUCGCAAAGAAUAGAAUUCGUGCGAAUGAAAGGACCACGUGGCAAAGGGCACGCGGAAAUGGCCGUGACAAAACCAAAGGGCUCGGGCGCGGAAACACCGACGUCAGAGCCGGGUUAUUGCGCGACCGAUGCCUUGUGGGACGCCGACUGGGACGACGCCGAGGAACUCUUUAUGUAUCGCCAUCAACGAAGGUUGUCCGACCCCAGCGCGAAUCUAAAUAAUUUCGUACGCGGUGGAUGGAGAACGAAACCCGACACGGCGGCCACGAAAGCGAGAUCAGAGAACGAAGGUCUCGAUUCCAUGGCGAACGGUCUCAGCGAGAUCGAAGCCGGUGAUGUUCGAGAUGAGUUAGACGACGGAGCGUACAAUCCGCUCUGGACUAUGCGAGGAUUCACUCAAACCUUUCACUUCUGGAAAGAAACGAGACGAGCGCAAUCCGUACCUUUAAACGCCUUUUUGACGUACAUCACGUUACCAUGGUGGAGUAUAGCUAAAGAUAUUCUGGAUCAUCGGGAAGGACCUAUCUUAACGUUCUAGCCAACAGUCUAAAUUAUAUAUUCUCUAUUUAAUAAUUUCAAAACUUUUCUUUUUUUACUUUGUACGUACGUCGACGUAAGAAUGUGGCCCAAGGAAUAACAUAACGUGUAUAG